AUGCAUGUAGAGGAACAUGGACAUGAAAUUCUUUACAUUCAACAAAACAAAAUAACUACAAUAAAACGAGGGACAAUAUUUCCUAAGAAUUUCACAAUAGAUGCAUCAAGAAACCCUUUUGACUGCACAUGUGACUUGCGUUGGUUUGUGAGGUGGCUCAGCAACGUUGAAGUCAUCCAUCCAAAUGAUACAGUUUGCUCACAAUCUUCCAUCAAAGACAUGGUAGAUUCACCACUCCUGUCAUUCAAUCCAGAUAAAUACUGUGGCAUCAAUAUCUUUCUUAUCACAAAUGUGUCUUUGACAGCUAUUCUGGUUGUAGCACUUUCCUUGUUCGCAUACUGGAAGCGAUGGUGGUUCAACUAUAAGGCAUUCCUUCUUAGACUUGCCAUCUGCGGCUACAAGGAGAUGGUCCAGGACAUUGAGGACCAGGACUAUGAGUUUCAGCUCAAUCUGAUGUUCCAAGAGGAAGACCAGGAAUGGGUUGAUGAUGUCAUGAAGCCAGUUCUACAGGAAAGGUUUCCUCAUCUUGAGAGAGUGGUCUUUGGUGAUAACGACCUCCACCUUGGGAUGUUUUACAUCAAUGCUCUCCAUUAUGCAGUUGAGAACAGCUUCAAGAUGGUUCUCUUGCUAAGCAAUAAUUCUGUGCGUGAAGCCUGGUUUAUUACCAAGGUACGUAUAGCCCUAGAGGAACUCAAUGACAGUAGACUGGACAAGGUCAUAUUGUUUUUCCUUGAGGAUAUUGACGAUGAUGAUCUCCCAUACCUGGUCAGGUUGUUCCUGAGUAAGAACAAACCUUACAUGCUGUGGACGGAUGAUGAGGAUGGUCAAGAACUAUUCUGGGCACAGUUUGAGAAGAGCAUGAGGUACAAUAAGGAACUCAAUAGUGUUAUCCCUGUUUAA
Messenger RNA from Lytechinus pictus (painted urchin), 900 nucleotides. Its product is annotated as toll-like receptor 2. The transcript is spliced from 2 exons. NCBI's taxonomy places the organism in Eukaryota, Metazoa, Echinodermata, Echinoidea, Temnopleuroida, Toxopneustidae. Gene Ontology annotation, biological process: signal transduction. The coding region runs from base 1 to 900 and encodes 299 amino acids. The record is from RefSeq and is a predicted model, not a curated record.